Rotaria sordida is the source of this 735-nucleotide messenger RNA. The record is from the annotation of a GenBank genome assembly. Lineage: Eukaryota; Metazoa; Rotifera; Eurotatoria; Philodinida; Philodinidae.
AUGGAUUUUCAACAUCGUGCUGGUGGUAAAACUGGUAGUGGUGGUGUUGCCAGUGCAUCGGAAUCGAAUCGUGAUCGACGUGAACGACUCCGUCAAUUGGCUCUUGAAACAAUUAAUCUUGCUAAAGAUCCUUAUUUUAUGAAAAAUCAUUUAGGAACAUAUGAAUGUAAACUUUGUUUAACUUUACAUAAUAAUGAAGGUUCUUAUUUGGCUCAUACACAAGGAAAAAAACAUCAAUCGAAUUUAGCUCGACGUGCUGCUCGUGAAAAUCAACAAUCAUCUGAUAUAGUUCAACCAAUAAAACCACAUUAUGAAGUUCGUAAAUUUAUUAAAAUUGGUCGACCAGGUUAUAAAGUUACAAAACAACGUGAUCCAGAUACCAAACAACAAUCACUUCUUUUUCAAAUUGAUUAUCCUGAAAUAUCAGAUAAUAUUGUACCUAAACAUCGUUUUAUGUCUGGUUUUGAACAACAUGUUGAAGCACCAGAUCGUCGUUGGCAAUAUUUACUUUUUGCUGCUGAACCUUAUGAAACAAUUGCAUUUAAAAUUCCAAGUCGUGAAGUUGAUAAAUCCGAAGGAAAAUUUUGGACAUAUUAUAAUACAGAAACAAAACAAUUUUUUCUUCAAUUUGCUUUUAAACUUGAAUCAAAUAAAUAUUCAAGUGAUCAUGCAUCAUCAACUGGACGAUCAUAUGGUCCAGCACCACCUGCACCACCUAGUUCAUUACGUGGUUAA